AUGUCCAAACAACUAUCUCCCGUCAUCAACUCAACCCUAACCUUGAUCGGCCAAUUCCAAAUAGCCCUCACCACUCCCCCAACAGCCGCAACCGAUGCCGCAAAAGAUGCCGAAGCUCUACCCCUCCUAACGGCCUCCGCGAGCGCGCUCAAAGGACAUGUCACGAAACUAUCCCUGCUGGCCAUUACCUCGCCCUUUACGCACUCCGCCGUCGGCACCGUGCUGCGCGAGCUCAAUGAAUCCAUACUGCCGUCGCUCGUGACCGCUUCCCUUCUCGUUACACCAGCGCAAUACACCAAAGCGUUUCAUUCCGAAGUUUUGAUUCUGGUUAAGACGGCUUUGACGGAGCUUUCGGCGCUGGUUCAGGAGGUCAAGGUUGUUGGAGAAAAGAAAGAUCAGGAGAAGAAGGAUACAGGGAAGGAGAGCGGCGUGACGAAAUCCGAAAAGGAUUCUGUGAUGCUCGCUACGGGCCGUGUCUGGGAUGCGUGUGAUGCUACGACCGACGUUGCGAAUAAGGGUGUUGUCGGGUUUGUCAUGCGCCGCGUUGAACAGUGGAGGGAUCUGGUUCGCGAUGCGGUUGAGGAAAUCGAGGAUUGGGAUCCGGAAGAAGGGGACGAUGGUUUCUUUGAUGAUAUUCUCGGUGAUGAGGGGAAGGGUGGAGAUGAUGGGGACGAGGAUGAUGACGAGAAUGAUGAAGAGGAGACGGCUGCUCUCGAGGAACACAAGAAAUCUACCCUUCGUUUCCUCAAGCCUAUUGCUCAGGCCUACCCAGCUAUCAUCAACAACCGGCUGAAGAAUGCCGGAAAUGCGCCGUUGGCUUCCCCAUCUGGUGUCAAAAAGCUGGAGUCCUUGAUGCUGAAUCUGCAAGCUAUCCCGGAUGAUCUCGAUGAGGCAGCUGGCGCGUUGUACGAGGCCAAUUUUGAAACCUCUGCUGAGUAUCUGCGGAAGACGAGGAAAUGUGCCACACAAGCGGUGGAGUUGGUCGCAUCACCUUGGGGUGCUGCGGAUGUUAAGGAAGAUGCACCGGCAGACAAGUUCGCUAUAUGGUCGAAGACGUGGCUCAAGGUGGUUGACGAGGUCAGCAAGUCAAUUGAAAAAAACUGA
Molecule: messenger RNA, 1104 nt
Organism: Penicillium crustosum
Lineage: Eukaryota; Fungi; Ascomycota; Eurotiomycetes; Eurotiales; Aspergillaceae
Exons: 1
Coding region: 1-1104 (367 amino acids)
Biological process (GO): regulation of cell cycle
Cellular component (GO): nucleus
Source: RefSeq, a predicted model, not a curated record